Messenger RNA from Cuscuta campestris, 2065 nucleotides. The record is from the annotation of a GenBank genome assembly. NCBI's taxonomy places the organism in Eukaryota, Viridiplantae, Streptophyta, Magnoliopsida, Solanales, Convolvulaceae.
ACACUUCCCCCUCCCCCUUCCCCCCUCCCAUUCAUUUCCUUUCUCUUUCACUCUGUCCCCUCCCUAGAACUUUCACUUCCCUCUUUCUAGAGCUCUAAUCUGCUCAAUUCCGGCGGCUCCGCAGCCCGUCGCCGCCCCUACAUCGCCGUCUCGCUGCUCUUACGACUCUCUUUGGUCGCCCAUCUUAUGCAAACGUUAAAUUAUUCUUGAAUGCCUUCAGUUACUAGAAGCAUGGGGCUUUAAAACCAAGCACCUUUCAUCUUGUUCUCAUUUUUUAUGAUUCAUAGAGAUAUUUAAUGUGCUUUCACUAGGCCAAAAUGAAGACCUCACAGGACUCACAAAAAUCACAAGCAAAACAACAUUCAACCCAGGUUUCACAUGACUCACAAAAUGAUCAACCAAACAAUACAACUGAGAAUCCGGAUGCAGAUUCUGUGUCAGUUUCGGCAUCUGGCAAUGAAAACAGGAAAAUUUCACGUGAAGAUAUUGAGCUUGUUCAAAACUUGAUUGAGAGGUGUUUGCAGUUGUAUAUGAAUAGAGAUGAAGUAGUGAAAACACUUCUAAACCGGGCAAGGAUAGACCCUGGAUUUACAACUCUAGUGUGGCAAAAGUUAGAAGAAGAAAAUGCUGAUUUUUUUCGGGCCUACUACAUAAGGCUGAAACUGAAGAAACAAAUUAUAUUGUUCAAUCACUUGCUUGAGCAUCAGUAUCAUCUAAUGAAAUACCCAGUACCUCCCAAUGUUCCAUUAGCUCCAUUGCAAAAUGGUAUCAGUACCAUGCCAGACAUAUAUUAUGGAUGGUUGAAAUUGCUGAUGAGCUGAAUUGACUGAAUUAUCAAAAAAUUACUUAAAAUUCUUUUAAUAGCUAAAGAUGACAAUGUCAAUUGCCUUCAUUUAAGACAAAAAAGUUAUCUUGCAUUACACUAUGUUUGGUUCAAGGAAUUUGAAAGGGAAAAGAAGAGAAAUGAAGUGGAAAAUAGUUUUUCUUGUUUGGUUAGAGAGGAAAAGUGGAAGGAAAAGAAAAUGAGAAGGCAAAAUGAACUAAGAGGAGGGAAAACCAAAUUCUUCUCAUUUUGGUGAGGAAAAUGAUAGAAAAUCAUUUUCUUAUCUUUUUCUUCCAAAUUCCUUGAACCAAACGUAGUGUCAACUAAGUUGGUGUUUGGUAAAAGCAUAAGCAAGAAAAGUAGGGUAUGGAAAAACAUAAGAAAAAAAUUCAUAGUGAUCUUCACCUGAGUGGAAUAGCAAAUUUGUUUUAGAGGUCAAUGGUUGACUGUGAAUAGUUUCUCUCCUACCAUCUUGCAUGCGCCCGCGUGUGAUUUCUUUAAAGUUCAAACCCAAUACUUUGCAUAUUCCUAACUCUAUCCCCAAAAAGAAUCAAAUUUGUGAUACUUAACUCAAUAUUACAAAUAUUGAGUUCUUUUUUUGUUGGGAACUUGGGACAGAGGUGAAACUAAUUUUACAAUUUUGAAAACCUAAAGAUAAAGAUCGAUUUCAGUAUUUCACGCUAUCAAACGUAUUCAACAUUAAAUUUACUGUUUUUUCACUUCUAUUUUCUGGAAAUUUAUGAGUUGGCUCUUCGGUUAGUAACUGUAUAAAACAAUUGGUUCGUUAAUCUCUCACUUAGUUAUAAACUUUAGGACUUUGUUAGAGAGGCCCAAACCUUGACUCCAUGUUUGCCUCACACUCCUUUUUCUUCUCACACACAUGAACACUGCUCAUGUGUUUGAAAAGGAAAAAAGGGGUUGGGGGCAAACUUGCGGUGACUGGCAUUUUCCUUAACUUUGUAUUUUCAUACUUGGCUAAUUAGAACCUUCGUUCCAUGGACUCUUCAAAUAAGUGCCACUUCCCAUCCCUGACAUGCUCUUUUGGAUACAUGGGGACGUCCCAACACCCAAAUCCUUUGUAUGAUUUUGAAAAGGUCAUGUUUUCAUGUUCAUGACAUUGUCGUGUGUGAGUACAUGUCCUUGUCUUGGUGCAACAAAAUUUUCUACACAUACCAGUAUACCACGGGGUCAUGCAAUGCACUUUCAACUUAUCUACCCUACUAUUAAAGGAAGUGUUAGACU